AUGAAGAGGAAGCUUCAAAAUGUCCUUCCAGAUUGGAAUCCUAAUGCGUCCAAUAACACCUGCGUGUUUUGUAUCUUUGAAGCGUCUGACAACCCCGUCAACCUCAGAAUAGCACUCGAGAGGUACAGCGACCAGGUUAAAGACCUAGAAUCUAAAACCUGGAGAGGGAAGAAGAUUAGAACAUUCUUGAGUGGCGACUAUGAAUUUUUGUGCCAUAUGUAUGGCCUGUCAGGAGCAUCAGGAAAGUACUGCUGUAUUUGGUGCCUGGUUACUUCUGAUCAGCUCCGAGACCCACCCCAGAGUGUUCCUGCCAGAAGCACACAGAGCAUUUGUGAUGACUUUAAGAGUUUCACUGCAGCUGGAGCAGAUCUGAAGAAGCAUAAUAAUGUUGUAUGCCCACCUGGUCUGCACAUUUCCCUCGGGAUUUUCUACCGGCUCUUUUCCCAUGAGAUGGACAUAAUGGUGGCUAGUGAAGACUGCGCAGAGAAAGGUGGAGCGAGUUAUGGUCACUAUGCACAAGCAUUGGAGAAGGUCAAGCGUGAUAUGAGAAGCUACAAUGUACUUCAGACAAAAGAGUUCCACCUAGCUGAAGCUGAGAUAGCAAAAGGGUUUAAGCUCUACGACGGGCCUUUUGUUAAGGAACUCGAUACAGCUCUGGCUUCCUUUAAUGUACGUCGGCAAGCUUACUACAGUGGAACAUUCGUUGGGAACCACGCUCAUCGAACACUGAAGUUACUAACAGCAUUUUUGAUUUUCAGAGAACAACAUUGCAAGUAUUACCGGGAAAGGUUCCCUACGGCAUCCAUCACACCCAAACUUCACAUGCUAGAGAAGCACACAAUCCCAUGGCUGAGAGAGUGGGGUCCUGGUGUGGCUUUUGGACUCAUGGGGGAACAGGGGGCCGAAAGCAUCCACAACUGGUUCAACAGAAAGGGGCACAAAUUCGUCAAUGUGGAGAAACUUCACAGCAAAAUGAAGAACCAUUUUAUAAAUGUUGCUCCACUGAACAUAUCACUAAAACCAGUCAUCAAAAAGAGAUGUUUAUAAACAAAAGAUCAGAUCAUUUUCUGAUAAAAAAUUGUCUACAAACCAAUGCUCAUAUCUACUAUAGAAAAAGUUAGCGCAUAAUGAGAGUUAUACAAUAAGAUAGAACUAUGCUUACCAUAUAAUUCAGUCUUUAUUCCAAACACAGAAAAUUUUCCACAUUGAAGUUAUAGCUCUUUAAACUUAGCGUGUACAAUCAGGGCUGCUUCAUGCGGUUUAUUGUAACUUUGUGCUCUUCCUGCAGUAGAUAGGUGAAACCACAAGGGCUGGUCUUCCUGUUGAAACAACCAGGAAAUUUUAAUGCCUUACCGGAAGUGUACUGAGGUAUGAAAAAAUGCAAUGAGCACGCCCACUUCCUGUUAAACUAUCGAAACACCUGUGAAAUGUUUAUGAAGAACAGACGGAAGAAGUUGAAAACUGGAUUGCAUGUGAUGUGUGUGACAGUUGGUUUCACUGGAAAUGUGUGAAUCUUUUGUCUGAACCUGAUAAGUAUGUGUGUAGCACUUGUACCAUGUAAUAAAGUGGAUUGAAUCUUUUGUUUGCCUGUAUAAAGAGAUAAUAAUUAUAGCCAACCCGUAUUAAUUAUGAUUUAUAGCUCAUUGUAGGUGUCAAUUCCCCAGGUAGAACUACGGGUUUUACCUAGAGAUUUGAUUUACCUAGGGAUUUGACAUCGAGGUUGCCCCCAGAUGUGGUGCAAUUGAAAUAUGUAUGUUUCAAAUCCCCACCGUACUGGGGGGGUGGGGCUUGCCAUUGAUAGGUGCAUUAGGCACCUCGAUGCUCCACUGUUUUGUAGGCUGUACAGAGACACUGCAAGUAGCCAGAAGUGCAUUCCCACCGCCCUCUCACCUUCCCUACACUGCUGAAAGAUUCCAAGAUGGAUUUAGACUAGUAUUUAGAUUUUUUUGACACUUUUCCAAUUUUUGUUUAACAGCUCUAUAUGAGCAGAGGAGGUUAUGAGCAGAGGAGGUCAGAGCACCAUUAAUCUGUUUCUCUUUAGCGUUCUCUAGCUCUUACUUGCACUAAUAAGCUUUUACAUUCUCACCUUUGACCUCAAAGGAAUUCUAUAAAGGUGUAUAAUUAUCACAUGACGCCUUCCGUCAUGAUAAUGCGUGUCCAACCUCCUCUGAAGUUGAUGAGGAUCAUCACGUGAUUGAUCUAGUCUAGUGAGUGGGUUGGCUCCACCCAACUAAUGCACCCAAAUAAUGCAAGGAAUGACAUCUUGGUUCUUGCAGAGAUAGAGUAAUUACUUUAUCUCUGGUUCUUGGUACAUAGUCUAAUAAGUUAAAUCUACAGUUGAUGUUGCUGACUGAAGCUCAGGAGCACUAUCCAUUGAGGUGAGCAAGGCUAUCAAAAUGGCAUUCCAAAGUAUGAAUGAGCUCUAUGUGGUAGCCCUUUGGUGGUGAAAGCUGAAGGAUCUUAUUAAGUACUAAGUACUAAGUCUGAACAUUUUUCUUGUUGAUGAAAGUGCUCGUUUGGUCGAUAGCAAAUCCAAUGGUAACGUUGGCUGUCUGGUUGCUUACAGAAAAUGUCUUCAACAAGUUAGCUGCUGCAUAUUUUCAACUUGCGUACCCCAGUAGCCAAUAGCUUCCAUUUUCUUGCAGUGAGCCUCAAGGGUACCAUCAAAUACAUAUCUUUGAAUGCUUUCUCUCGGAUAAGCAUUUGUCGGACUGUAUGGUGAAAUUUUUCAUGGCUCAAGAUCUCUUUGGAAAGUGCUCUAAACAGACAAUUUCCAUCAGCUUGAAUGUAGUCAAUUCUCCGUUGUUUUCCUAGCAUAUUCUGAAAUAGUUUAUAUCCUUCUGUGUUCGGUGCAGGAUUAAUAAUGCAUCUUGUUUCAUGUAUAUGAUCUGCUGUCUUUUCGCUUCCCAACAGAGACUGUGUAACUCCGUACCAUUACCUCAUGUGUUGAGUAAACACAUGAGUAAAGCCCACCUGAACUUGGAACAUAUUGCGGAGGGACAGCAUUGGGUAGCUUCACAAAUCCCGGGCAAGACCUGAAAUAACCCUAUUGAAGACUCCAGGGAAACAUUGAGUCAGCUGCAGGCUCUCUCCUAAAGGGACCUUCAAUUAAAGUGUUAUACUUUGACGUACAUCUCCCAUUAUACUUCAAUCACAUGCAUAUAUAUAUAGUCCUAGGAAACGCCUCACUUUCGAUGCUCGGACGGGUAAGGUUUAGUAUGACAUGAUUGCGAGUAUGACAUGAUUGCGAACACCACAAUUAUACAAUUCGCCAUCACACUUCGAUUUAGCCAAUGAAAAGCCAUCGUGGGUAUACAUGGUUCACCCAUGCACAUUAUAAUUAUGAUCAGUACAAGGAUUUUGAGGACUACGAGUCAGAGUGGGCCCAGUAUGAUGGACCUAUGUCAGCAAGCUUGCUACAAGAAUGGCUGACGGGAUAUUAGAGAAGUGUGCUGUCAUAAUUAUCCUAUAGCAUGCAUAUAUAAAUUAUUACUGCAUGUGAUAUUACAGGGAGAAUAAUUAUGACUGAUCAUGAAUUUGCAUGUACGUAUAUACCUGCAGGGGAAUAAUGUAAUCAUGACUGUAUAGUGACUGUACUGUAUAGUGACUGUAUACAUGGAGAUAAUAUUACAUAGUAUGCUAUAAUUAUAUAUUAUGGGAAAAGAUUAUAUUUAAAGUCGUUGCAGAGAGGAAAAAUUAUGUCACUAAAGGAAGCAAUUGGUGACAUCAUGCUGUUUCGUUUGGGUAGGGGAUUGACGAUUCUAUUAUCGUAGAGUCCAGAUUCUGUUAUGUCAAGGUAUGUCAAGGGAUGCUGUUCGUAGCAAUGGCCCAGUAAUCCUCGAGUGGUAUGACCACUUUUUAAACUUUUGGUGAAAGGGCGUCUCUUUUCUACUCAUACGGACAAAUUUUCUCUGUGAAAGCAUAAAUUAAAAUUAUUAGUUUUACCGUGUAUGCUAUAUAAUUAUGUAAUGGAUUGUCAGAUGUAAUGGAUUGUCAGUUAUAACAUCACGGUAUACUAUUAUUUACCAGGAUUGCCAAAUGUUUUUGGUAUGUCUCUUUAAGCUCUUGUGGAGCCUUCCAUAACAUUGUUUGUGUGGCCUGCUGACACAUGGUCUCCAUUGCCAAGUACCUAUACAUAAUUAUAGUGAUACAAUAAAGUCAUGGCCUGUGUAUAUUAUGCUUAUAUAAUAUAAUAUAAUAUAAAUAUAGCUUAACAUAUUCGUGGGUGCAAAAUUUCGCAUGCUGUAUCUUUUAGUGAGAGCGGCCUGGAAUCAAGACUCCUCGGUCACAGGCCGAACGUUGGCUGGGGUCGAGGCAAGGCUAAUUGAUAACACUAAGUCUCCGUUGGCUUGAGAUGAUGCAAUCAUGCAUGCAGGCCCUGCAUGUAUACAUGCAUGCUUGAUAUUAUGAUACUCAUGCACGCAUAAUUAUAUAUAAUUAUAUACACGAAGCACAUGUAUUAUAUUAUAUCAUUGGAUGUGCAUGUCGAAUGAUACAAUGCAUCCAUACCCUUCUCCUCUCUUCGGUACGAAAGGUACUUAAGGUAGAGUUGGCCUCCUUGAGAACCGUCACUAAAUGCUUAGGGGACACCCAUCACUCUGCGAAAGCUGCGUUCAAAAAUGGCUAAAAUUGUUGAAAAGAUGGACCAGGUCUUUAUUGACGAAGACAAGUCCGGAGAUGAUAGAGAGAUGAUAGAGAGAUUAUUCAGCAAUUGAAAGAGAACUGUACAAGAAAGAAGUGUGAAGAUCCAGAUCUUGACCAUACUACCCAAGAGUUGGUCACUCGCGAAAAUCCAAGCAGAAUUUGGAGCAUCCAACUUCUUCAUGGCUAGAAAAGCCAAACAGCUUGUUAACGACAAAGGUGUGUUAUCUAGUCCUGAUCAUCAGCCUGGGCACUGCUUAACCCAGACUACAGUGCAUGUUGUUGUUUCCUUUUACAACAAUGAUAGUUCAAGUCGAAUGAUGCCGGGUAAAAAGGAUUUUGUCUCUGUGAAAGGUGAUCAUGGUCGAGAACAUGUCCAAAAACGUUUGAUUUUGAGUAACUUAUAUCAAAAUUUUAAACAGAAGCAUCCAUAUUGGAUUUUCGAAGUUUUCCGAACUGAGGCACUGUGUUCUUGCAGGAGCUAGUGGUACACAUUCAGUCUGUGUGUGUACCAUUCACCAAAAUGUAAAACUUAUGCUUAAGGGUAUAAAAAUACACGAGGCAACGUCCAGAGGACUAACUAGUUGUCUUGCUGUAAUGAUGUGUAAUCCACUGCUUCCAACAUGCUACUUUGGAAAGUGUAACUAUUGCCCUGGGAUAAAAAAGCUCAGCGAAUCCCUCAUAACACUGCUUGACGAGAAUCUAAUUGACAACAUCACUUACAAGCAAUGGACUGCUGUCGACUGUUCUACCCUUGAAACUAUGACAACACUAUGUGAAAAGCUUGAAGCACUACGAUCACAUUCGUUCAUCGCAACUCAGCAGAGUCAGUUUUAUGAAGAGCCGGGGGAGGUAGUCGUGUCUGCUGAUUUUUCUGAAAACUAUGCUUUCGUUCUUCAAGAUGCUGCGCAAGGAUUUCACUGGAACAACAGUCAAUGCACUAUACACCCUUUUGUUGUGUAUUUCAAGGAAUCGCUCAGCAUUAGUCACCGUAGUUUUGUUGUAAUCUCGGAUUGCUUGCAGCAUGAUACUAUUGCAGUUUACCUUUUCCAGAAACAACUCAUCGAUUUCUUAAAGGAAUACUGGGGUGCGUUCCAAAGAUGGUGUACUACUUUUCUGAUGGAGCAGCUUCUCAAUACAAAAACCGCAAGAAUUUUCUCAAUCUGUGUUACCACCAAGCUGACUUCGGGAUACCUGCUCAGUGGCAUUUUUCUGCUACUUCUCACGGGAAGGGUGCCUGUGAUGGCACUGUGAAACGCCUUGCAGCAAGAGUUAGUUUGCAAAGACCAUAUGACGAGCAGAUAAUGACACCAUUGCAAUUGUUGCAAUUGUACGAAUGGGCCUGACAGGCAAUUCCCUCUGUCGACUUCGCUUACUGUACUAUUGAGCAAUACCAAAGCGAAAAAGCUGUCCUAGAGAAUCGAUUUCAGAAAAGUCGGACUGUAACAGGAACACGAAGUUUACAUUCAUUUAUUCCAGUCUUAAACAACAUUCUUUCUCCAGCAUCUCCAAAAACGAAUGAGUUACAAAACAAGACAUGGAGAUACAAAUAGAGGCGGUGUCUGGGUAUGUGACGUGUACACAACAACUAUUGGUGGUUGGGUUGUGUCAUAGACAAAGACAUUGAUAAUGCUGAAGUCAAGCUUCAUCCACAUGGCCCAAGUCCCAAGUCGAUCUUUCAAGUACCCUACACCACCAGACAUUGUUGUAUUACCAGUAUUGAAUGUUUUAACUCUUGUGGAACCCAGAACCACAACUGGUCGUCAGUAUUCCUUAAAACAAACUGAGAACAAACUUAGAGCUAUAUUAUGAAUUCGAGACUAAUUAGCACUUUUUUGUGUAAUUAUCUAUUAACAAUCUGUUAUUCUAACAUUUAUUUGCAAAUUAAAUUAUUCAUCAAUGCCAAUAGAAGCUGUGUACUUAGUGCAACCACUAGUUACUGAGAGCGCUGUAUCUCCCAAACCCAUUGGCGUCCCAGCACAAA
Messenger RNA from Halichondria panicea, 6625 nucleotides. RefSeq lists its product as uncharacterized. The transcript is spliced from 8 exons. NCBI's taxonomy places the organism in Eukaryota, Metazoa, Porifera, Demospongiae, Suberitida, Halichondriidae. The coding region runs from base 1 to 1047 and encodes 348 amino acids. The record is from RefSeq and is a predicted model, not a curated record.